Messenger RNA from Rana temporaria (common frog), 4008 nucleotides. It is a transcript of the gene RIN3, whose product is annotated as Ras and Rab interactor 3. The record is from RefSeq and is a predicted model, not a curated record. Gene Ontology annotation, biological process: vesicle-mediated transport; signal transduction. Gene Ontology annotation, molecular function: guanyl-nucleotide exchange factor activity; small GTPase binding. The transcript has 10 exons. Bases 188 to 3619 code for a protein of 1143 amino acids. Gene Ontology annotation, cellular component: cytosol; endocytic vesicle. Lineage: Eukaryota; Metazoa; Chordata; Amphibia; Anura; Ranidae.
CUGAAUCCCCCCCAUCACACUCAGCACAGGAAGUUCUGCACAACAAGUCAGACUUGUGCAGCUCUCAGCCAGCAGCCACCUCCCAGGCUAAUAACACAGCCAUGGCCGGGGGCCCUCGCUUGCUGCAGGUCAGGGGCCACAAAUCAGCCCACCGCCAUCGCCAGUGAGGGCUGGAGCCACCGCGGGGAUGGAGGGCGCUCACCAGGAUUCUGACUCCACAGAUGUCGGAGUCCCCGAGGUUCCGCGUUGCUCCAAUCCGGUGCCGAACGGCCGCCCGCCAUCAUCCGGCCUCAGCAUUUUGGACCGACUCAUUAAAACCUGCCCGGUGUGGCUGCAGCUGUGCAUGAGCCCGAAGCAAGCGGCGUCCAUACUCGCUGAAGAGGCACCCGGGGUCUUCCUCGUCACCCGCGAUGUGGAAGCCAAGUGUAUGGUCCUCUGGGUCCACUUCUCCGAUCACAAGAACCCCGCCGAUGUCCUUCGUUACAACAUCCGGGAAGAGAAAACAAUGAUGUAUUUGGAGGGCUCCUUCCUCAUCUUCGAAGAUAUAUUUAAGCUUGUAGGAUUCUAUUGUGUCAGCCGAGAUAUUUUACAGUCUCCACUGCGGCUUCCAUACAUCAUAUCCAGAGCCCAAACCUUGAAGGACCUGGAAACUCUUUCCAACCUUGGUUCAGGAUUCUGGGACUCCUCCAUAAGAGACAAAAGAGGCACGCUCAUUCCUCAUCCCGGUAAAUUGGCGUCCUGUGGCCGUUUGCGGAGCGGAGACGCCUCCGAUGCACCGAGUGACUGCGCCUGUGAAAUCGAGCUCACGGCAGGAAGCGGCAGAUUGUGGUUUGUGAAUCCUAUUUUUAUCGAGGAGUGUGGCAACGCACAGGCCUGUGAUAAACUUCCCCUUACAAACUGUGUUGCAAAAGCCGAAGUUCAGCUCCCCAAAGUUGUUUACAGGAGACCUCCUCCUCCUCCUCCACCACCGCCUCUUUCGUUACAUAAGCCUCCCCUUCCGUCUCUUCCUCCCUCUGCGCCUCCCCCAGAUUAUAUACUUCUACAUUCACACUCGCCAACGUUGAGUUCUCCUGAGAUUUCCUCCCCUACGCCUUCAAGUUUCUCUGACCAAAGUUUGAUCUCCCCUUCUCAAACCGAGACGCCACCACUGCCUUCUUCUGGUGACGCUCCUUCAGAUGAGACAGUUUCUCAAUGUUCUUCAACUAACGCACAGUCAGAUGGACCUCUUCCUCUGAAUUCUGCUUUGGACGCCCCAGCUGAUCUGUCUCUGGCUUCAUCAUCCUGUUCUUCUGUUGCUCCUUUAGUGGAACAUCUCACGUUAUGUUGCUCUAGUGACCCGUCAUCUUCUGAACCUAAACUCUUAGAACCUGAAUGCCCUCCUACUUCUGUUGAUUCUCCACCAGCUGAAUCUUCUAGUCUUGAAUGUAAGACGGAUGUGUCCCUUUCCUCAUCGGCUCCUCCAAACUUAAACCAGGCAGACAACUCUAAGGGGUCUUCGGGCAUCCAGGGGUCUUCGGGCAUCCAGGGGUCUUCGGGCAUCCAGGGGUCUUCGGGCAUCCAGGGGUCUUCGGGCAUCCAAGGGUCUUCGGCCAUCCAGGGGUCUUCGGCCAUCCAGGGGUCUUCGGCCAUCCAGGGGUCUUCGGCCAUCCAGGGGUCUUCGGCCAUCCAGGGGUCUUCUGCCAUCACAGGUUCUUCCAUCAUCGAUGAUCAUAUGGUUGAGAAGCCUUCUGCAGAUAUGAGAAUCAUCAAUUCAGAAGAGAAGAAAGACGUUCCAGUAAAUGAUGUGCAUCCAGGAGCAUCUCCAAUUAAGACUCCUGUUCGCCUGCCACCUGCUGUCCCGAAAAGGAGACCUUCUGGUAAAGUUCCAGAGACUUCACCCAACGUUUUUUCAGUAAAACCAGACGAAGAGAAAAAACUAAGUUCGCCAUCUUCUGAGCUAAAGAACAGUGUGUCAAAAGCGAAGCCAAUGAUGAAACCAGCUGAGACUCAGAGAGGAAGCCAUGAAAACCUCAAACAAAAGGUCGACUCUCCGGUACAUCAACAAAAAUUGGCAGACGGGAAGAAAAUGCCUCCUCCCGUCCCACCACCCCGAGUGAAGAAAUUGUCUUCUAAGAAUUCCUCUGUCACAGCUGGUCAGCAAAAACCGAAACCAAAAAGUCUUGUUGAGCCCCAACAACCUUCCAAGACAUCUGAAAACCACCAGAGUGUCAAAACCAGGGAUAAAAAAGGACCACUAAAAACUUCGACAUCCCAAGACCUGAAGGGUUCAGAUUCGUCUUUGAAUUCGCCGGUGAGUGGACCAACUACCCCAUCAUCCAAUCCGGAGAUGGAUUCCAACUCUACCAGCAGCGCCGAUGAGGAGUGCGACAGGCUCGCCGGUGCGUCCCUCAAAAAGUCCCAUUCAUUUAUGCUGGACAGGGCCAAAAACAGGUUGUCCAUCGUGGCCAUCACCAACGUCUUUUCUGCGUUUAUGUCUGCAGACCGGAAGCUGCAGAAGAAGAUUACGGAACUGGCUCACGACAAAGACUCGUACUUCGGGAAUCUGGUGCAGGACUAUAAGGCCUACAGUUUGGAGAUGAUGGCCAAGCAGAGCUCCAGCACGGAGAUGUUGCAGGAGAUACGGCUCAUGAUGACCCAGCUGAAGAGUUAUCUGGUUCAGAGCACCGAGCUGAAGUCCAUGGUGGAUUAUAAUCUAUACACGGAUGAUAAAAUAGACGCCAUCGUGGAGGCAGCUCUGUGCAAGUGCGUCCUGAAGCCGCUCAAGGCCCCCGUUGAACGUUACCUCCGGGAGAUCCACGAGAAGGACGACUCAAUGAGACUUAUGACGGAGAACCAGCUGGUCAUCCAGGACACCACCACCACCGACCUGGGCGUCACCACCAGCGUGCCAGACAGCGGCUUGAUGGAGAAGAUUACCCAGAAGUUUGGGACCAUGCACAAGACCUACUCUCCAGAGAAGAAGAUCACCUACCUGCUGAAAGCAUGCAAGCUCAUCUACGACUCCAUGGCCGCUGGGAACCCAGGGAAGCCCCACGGAGCAGAUGACUUCCUCCCAGUUCUGAUGUAUGUCUUGGCCCGCUGUGACCUCGUGGCUCUUCUCCUGGAUGUGGAAUAUAUGAUGGAGCUGAUGGACCCUUCGCUGCAGCUGGGAGAAGGCUCCUAUUACCUGACCACCACUUACGGGGCUCUGGAGCACAUAAAGAACUACGAUAAGAUCACAGUGACCCGGCAGCUCAGCCUGGAGGUCCAAGACUCCAUCCAUCGAUGGGAGAGGAGACGAACGCUCAACAAAGCCAGGGUGUCUCGCUCCUCCAUACAGGACUUCAUCACAAUCUCCUUCGAAGAGCUGGAAGUGAACACGAGGACCUUGGCCACCAAGCCGGAUACGAGGGUGGCCCAGGUGCUGCAGCAGUGCGUGGAGAAAUUUGAGGUGUCCGACCCACAGAAAUACGGGCUCUUCGUACUCAUCAACGAACGGUUUUACCGCCUUGCCGACGACGCAUUGCCGCAGCAGGUGAAAUCUCGCCUGUUGAAGAACGAAGAAAAAUUGGACUUCCACUUCCUGUAUAAGACGGCGGGCGAGCAAGACGCGCCGGUGAAGGACCUGGACUUUCUCUAGCCCCUUUCGCCAUGAGGUGGGGGGCAUACAAGACAUUGUACCCGACACCCAGGGAUGAGAUGGUUCUGGCUGGUCCAAUCCAUGUAUUUGCCUUGGUAUGCUGGUCUCUAUUGGGGCAUUCCAGUCCUGAAUGCCCUAUGGGCAUAUAAAGCGCAAAGAUGCCCGUUUUUAUGGAACAAAGGGGAAAUUUGGUAAAAUUUAAGCAAUUUCGGAGUUUAAAACUGUAUAGAAAUGUAUUAUUGAAGACGAGGGCUGGGUGAGCUUUCCAAUUUUUUUAAUUUUUUGUAUUUUUUUUUUUUAAAAGGACUUCUCUGUCAAAGAAGCAAAUCAAGAGAUAUUGUUCGGGGAAAGCAAAUUAAAUUGUUAAUAAAGUUACUUUUAUCUUGAAA